This is a messenger RNA of Centruroides sculpturatus (bark scorpion), 1123 nucleotides long. RefSeq names its product DNA polymerase zeta catalytic subunit-like. The record is from RefSeq and is a predicted model, not a curated record. Gene Ontology annotation, molecular function: DNA-directed DNA polymerase activity. Gene Ontology annotation, biological process: error-prone translesion synthesis; double-strand break repair via homologous recombination. Bases 113 to 1123 code for a protein of 336 amino acids. Gene Ontology annotation, cellular component: zeta DNA polymerase complex; nucleus. The transcript has 10 exons. NCBI's taxonomy places the organism in Eukaryota, Metazoa, Arthropoda, Arachnida, Scorpiones, Buthidae.
AUGGCAGUUUGUAUUGUUACGGGUCCAGUUGGCAAGUAUCGUGCAGACGAUGGAAGAGACGAGUUAAGGCAAGUUUCUUGAAAUUGCAGAGAAAGAUUACAAAAAAUCUAUUAUGUUUUCGCUUCGAAUUGUUACGGUCGAUCAUUAUCUGUCAACUCCCUUGGAAGGCCUUGAUGUUUCUUAUUCUGAUUUUCGAGGAUGUGAAAUAAAACAUGUUCCUGUGAUAAGAAUUUUUGGCACAACACCUAAAGGUAAAAAAGCUUGUUUACACGUUCAUGGAGUUUUUCCCUACAUAAGUAUACCUUUUGAUGGAGGAGGAUACGAACGACCCGAAAAAUUCAUACAGCAGUUAGCUUUAAGCAUAGAUAAAGCUUUAAAUGUGGCAAAUGGAAAUUAUUCCCAUGUACAGCAUGUAUAUAAAAUUUCUCUCUUAGCAGGAAUUCCUUUCUACGGAUAUCAUGAAAAAGAUCAAAGGUUUUUAAGAAUAUUUUUUUAUAAUCCAGUUGAUGUAAAAAGAACUGUAGAAUUACUUCAAAAUGGAACCAUUAUGAAUCAAAUUAUGCAACCGCACGAAGCACAUAUACCAUAUAUAUUACAAUUUUUCAUUGAUUACAAUUUAUAUGGAAUGGAUAUGAUAAAUAUUUGUGAAGUAAAAUUUCGAAAAAAUUUGAAUGGAAAUUCCCAGAAUUCUGUAUCGCAAAGUUGGAAUACAAGUGAUUUGGACCGUGAAAUGCUAACAGGCAAUAUGCAAAGACAAAGUUCCUGUGAACUUGAAGUGGAUUGUUGUGCUAAGGACAUUUUAAAUAAGCGAGAAGAAACUGAUACACCUAGUAUGAAUCCUGGAUUAGCUGUGAUGUGGGAAGAAGAACGCCAAAGACAAGAAAAUAAUGGGAAGACGUUACAGUUAACACCACCAGCUUCUAAUGAAAGAGACAAAGUUGAGCCAACGGAGAGUGAAAUAUUUUACUUGAACAGGUUGAAGUCAAUUAUUAGGCAGAUAUCAGAAUCCAGCGAAGCAGUUGAAGAUUCCUCUAAGUUUGAAGAAAUUACGGAUAAAGAACUUGUUUCGAGUUUGACACCGGCCAGCGUCGUGGAAAUACAUACUCCUGAAGCUAAAGGUUAA